AUGCUCCUACUCCCGCGGGAUACUCGCCAACGCCCUGCAAGGUUGCUGCAUCGAGAAUUUACCGGAGUCCGCUUACACGCAUCGCAGGCGCUGGACGUGAUCAAGAACGCCAUGCUGAACGACAAGCAAAAGCAUGAUGUGAUUGACGCCGUCAAUGUGGAUAUCGACAUCCCUUUGGUCUCGGAGGGAAGGGAAAGGAGAGCUAUCGAGAAGUUUGUCGACCAGGCGGUGCCCGCGAUGGAACCAUCCCUUUCGGCGCUCAUGCCACCCGCGUAUGUGGAUCUGGUCAAGGUCGUGCUGGACGAAACCCUAGCGGCCGCCGAAAGGAAGGAACGCAUGGCCGAGCUGCUACGUGGCGAGCUGGCCGUUCCGCUGUCGAGGCAACUCAACGAGCGCGUGGAUUGUUCGUACAUCCCGGAGAGCAUGGAGGGAAAGGUUCUCAAGAUCGUGGCCGAAAAGAUGGUCAACGAAAUCGUCGCGGCGGCCGUAAAAUCGGACUAGGGCGGCCAGGCAGAAUUGAGUGACCACGCCGGCAAGCUUGGCUUCGUCAUUCUCGCUUGACCAAGGCAGCAUUCAUGUUGUCCUUGUGUAGAGUUUUGCUAUUCAUGUCGACGAGACAACAAUGGCAGUGAUAGCCACGUGCGGGCCUACUCUCAAGAAGGACGAAGGGGGGCCGAGAAACACCUCGGCUCCUUCCCCCGUACAAGUAGGCCUUAUAGAAGAAACUCUAAGCCUACAAGGACGCGGUAACCGUACUGUCGUUUGUGGGCCAAGAAGGAUAAUCACCUUUCUAUGUGACGAC
Ectocarpus siliculosus is the source of this 802-nucleotide messenger RNA. The record is from the annotation of a GenBank genome assembly. Lineage: Eukaryota; Phaeophyceae; Ectocarpales; Ectocarpaceae.